GCGCGCAGACGAGGACGACCGGCAGUCGUACGCAUCGUACGCAUCGCGGGCUUCACACGAUGAGCGUCGGGCACGACGCGAUGACCGAGAGCGCUACCACGAGGGCCGACGAUGCCACGAACGACGGGACGAGGGACGUGCCCGAUACCACGAACGCGAUGAUCCACGGGACGAUGGGGCGAGCACACAGCCAAAAAUUGUGAUGCCCACGUUCACGGGGACAGAUCCGGACGCAUGGUUGAGUCGGGCUGGGCAAUUUUUUGAGAUCAAUGAUCUAGUCCGCGAGAAGUACUACCCCACUUAUUAUCGGGCAGAGAUGGAGCAUCAGUUCUUAUCGCUCCAGCAGGGCACUCGUACUGUUGAUGAGUUUGAGCGAGAGUUCACUAGACUUGAAGCUUUCGUUCCGGACCUGGUUCGCACAGAGGCCCAGAGAGCACAGCGCUUUAUUGACGGGCUUUACCCAGCAGUCCGUCAUAACAUUGUGGGACACGGGACACAGACCUAUGCUCGUGCAGUUUCUAUUGCCCAGGAGGUGGACGCCAGCAUUAGGAGGGAGGCUGUCCGUGAUCGUGCCCAGCCAUCUGCCCCAGUUCAGCCAUUCAUAGCUCUACCAGCCCUACCAGCUGCUCAGCCGGCAAAGGAAAAAAAGAGGAAGGGGAAGGGUGCUCAGACCGACAGGAGGACCCGACAGAGACAGCAGCAGGUUCCACCGUGCCCGACUUGCAGACGACUUCAUCGGGGAGAGUGCCACAUGGGUCAGGAUAUUUGCUACUACUGCCAUGAGCCUGGACACUUUGUGAGUCGCCGUCCGAAGAGACUUCAGCAGCAGCCCCAGCAGCCUCAGCAGCCACCACAGCAACAACAGCCACGUCAGCAGGCGCAGAGGCCGCCUCAGCAGCAGCAGCAGAGGGGCAGACAGCAGGCCAGAGUCUAUGCGAUUGAUCAGGUCGAGGCAGCACAGCAGCCAGGUACUAUGUCAGGUAUGGUUGUGCUUAAUGAUAUUCCUGUUUUCGCUUUGUUCGAUAUUGGAGCAACGCAUUCAUUCAUUUCACGACGAUGUCUUGAUGCCAUAGGAGUUCAUGCCGUUACCGCUGUCGAUCCUCUCGAGGUGAGUUUAGCCUCGGGACGAAAGAUAGUGACCUCAGCUAAAGCUUCAGACCUUAGCCUUUCCAUCGGUGGCCGAGUAUUGUCUGCCGACGCGUUUGUUCUCGAGAUGAGGGACUUCGACCUUAUUCUCGGAAUGGAUUGGCUAUCCUUCUAUCAUGCAGACAUCAGGUGUCAUGACCGGGAUAUCACUCUUUAUCUUCCGAGAGACGAGUCGAUCACUUUCUUUGGCUCUAGGAAUCGUUCACUGCCUCAU
Messenger RNA from Striga hermonthica, 1360 nucleotides. NCBI's taxonomy places the organism in Eukaryota, Viridiplantae, Streptophyta, Magnoliopsida, Lamiales, Orobanchaceae. The record is from the annotation of a GenBank genome assembly.